AUGUCUGACGGAGGGGACUACGAACCCUCAGAUGACUAUGACUCCUCAGAUGAGGAGUUCCCGCCGCUUCCAGACAAGUAUGCCCACGUCGGCAAAGACAGCAUCGAGAGCAUUAUGUCGAAUGCUAAAGAAAAUCGACGACAUUCAAAGCGUCUCUACAGUCAAUUGCAGCCAGAGUUGAAGACGCAGAGUGCCACAUACAACUUUCAUCUCUGGGGUAAUCGCUUCGAGGCUUUUGUGAAAUCUUUGGGCGUAAAAUCUGGCAAUACGCCUACAGAAGCUCAUCUCUGUCGAUUCAUUGCAGUCUUCCCAACUACACCUAGACCUCCUCCUGACGAGGGCAAGAAGUAUAGUAUCAGCACUAUCAGAGCGGCCAUCCCUGCUGUCAUCAAAUGGUGCCAAGUCAACUAUCCAGACUGGAAGAUGACCCCAGCUGGAGAUAUGAAAUUACAAGCCAUCGUGAACAAUCACAUCGACACAGAGAAGGUCUCUACUGCCCCCGCCAAUCAGAAGCAAUGGGUGACAACUCAAAACGUCCGUCAACUCGUAUCGAAUUACCUACAGACUGGCACCCAACUCGGUCUCGCCGACUGGGACAAAGCCGUCUUGAACGUCCUAUGUAUGGUCCUACUAGCAGCAACUGGAGCACGACCAGGAGAUGUUGCCAAAUCGCCUAGGUACACCACCGAGUAUUGCCUUCGCUGGGAGCACAUAGUCAUUGCCCGGUCUUCCCAAACGAACCGUCUUAUCAUGACAAUCACAAUCCACUACGCCAAAGGAAAGAAGACUGAUCCAAGUGGAGUCAUUCACCAUGAGUUCAACGAGUUGGCCGAUGCUUCAGAUAGUCAACUCUGCAUUAUCAAGUGGCUCAUUGUGUGGGCUCUCCGUACGGGUGUUGUUCGAGCUACGUCCUGGGCAGAGCUUAAACAGCAUAUUGACGCGAAUCCCAAAAACGUAGUCGAAUGGCUUCUUCCCAAUCGACCCGUCCUCUGUUGCUGUAUCAGAGGCGGCAUGAGUAAACUCGACUUCGAUAAGCCGCUUAUUGCUGAGCACAUCAGUAGCAAGAUCAGCCAGAUAUGUGCACUUACUCCUAGCGCACCAAAAAUCAUACCCUACGACUUACGUCGCGGUGCUGCAUUUGAGGUGGCCAACCUUGCAAGUGAAUCUCAGUCGGCUGGCGUUUUGGCCGGCGAGGCUGCAGCGGCUCUCUUACUCGGGCAUGGUGCAAGAUCGGUUACAGAUGGCGUAACCAGGAGGUAUAUCGGCAACUUUGGACGUGACGAAUGGACUCCCCGUGUCAAAGCGGUAAACACACAUGAGCGGGCAGGCCAACGUCUCGUGCUACUCGAGAGCCCAGCAAAUACACCUGCCCCAAGACCAAAACGACUCACAACAGAGGCUGUCACAGAGGCUUGCAAACGAGCAAAGGUCGACCCGUCAGACGUUAACAGGCGCAACGUAGUCAAACAACGUAUGAGAGCUCAGCAACGCAACGACGCUCGGGAUGCCGCUCUGAACUCAGCCCGUACUACUCUGUCCUCUAAACCGACUAGUAGUGCAGUCGUGCACACAGCUGUCGCACCUACUGUCAACCCAGCUUUCAGUCCUGCAUUUAACUCAACCUUCAGCACGGCGUUCCAUCCGGCGUUCCAUCCGGCGUCCCCAGCAUUCAACCCUGCUUUUAAUUCAGCCGUCAAUCCAGCCGUCAAUCCAGCCGUCAAUCCAGCCGUCAAUCCAUGGUUUCACCAAGCGUUCAACCCUAUGUUCAAUUCUGCGUUCAGCCCCGCGUUCAGCCUGGCGUUCACCUCUGCGUUCAACCCAAACUUUAACCCGGUGUUCAACGCUGCCGUCAACCCAGAGGGUAUGGGUCUCGCUGGUAACCCGGCCGUCCAUUCAGAUCCCACCCAUCAGGACGGCGAGAAUAUUGCUAGCGACAAAGUCACCGGCCUAGGCGAAGAAUCCGUCUCCAAUGAGACAGGCUCUGAGAACUCCCAAGCCGCAUCCGUGGGUAUUGUUCCACAGUCGCCUCUGGUGCUCGAAUCUGUGACUACCCCCUGGCUGGCUGAAGCUGAUGUCUUUAUCGAAUAUUUCUCGCGAAUCAACGUCUACCAUUACUCUGGCACGAGAAAUGAUGCCUUGCCUUAUUAUGUUGUCUCUGGUGGAAGCCGUGACCCGCCGACGCGGUUCUUUAUGCGAUGCAAAAACCACCCUCUCUGUGAUUUUGCGACACCUAACAAAACAUCCCUCCAAACCCACCACCAACGCUGUAUGAAACCCCUAAACGGGGGUAUGCAGCCAUGGUCUCGGCCCCGAAGCUGA
Molecule: messenger RNA, 2319 nt
Organism: Fusarium fujikuroi IMI 58289
Lineage: Eukaryota; Fungi; Ascomycota; Sordariomycetes; Hypocreales; Nectriaceae
Exons: 4
Coding region: 1-2319 (772 amino acids)
Biological process (GO): DNA recombination; DNA integration
Molecular function (GO): DNA binding
Source: RefSeq, a predicted model, not a curated record